GAGAUGCAGGGGAAGAGAUGGGGUGAUGGCCCAGGGAAGGUUGUCCAAAGGAGGGGAGGAUGGUGAUGGGAGGUGGCCCAGAGGGUAAGGAGGUCCAGGGAAGUGGUUGUUCAGUGAAGAAGGAUCAAGGGGGAGGUUGCCCAGGGGAGGAGAUGGUCGAGGGGAAGAGAACCAGGAGGUGAGAUGGACCAGAGGAGGUUGUCCAAGGCAGGAGAUGUCCAGGUGAAGGUUGCUCAGGGAAGGAGGUCCAGGAAAGCAGGAACAUGUGGGAUGGCCCAAGGGCAGGUGCCCGUGGAAGGAGGUUCUUUAGGAGAGAGAGCUUAAAGGAGAAGGAGGACCAGGGAAUGGGCUGCGCAGGGAGGGAGGAGAUUGUCCAGGAAGAUGUCCCAGUGGAGUUUGGCCCAGGGAGAAGAUGGUUGCCCAGGGUGGGAGGUCCAGGAACAGGAGGAACAGGGGGCGGCUCAUGGGAAGGUGUUCAGGGGAGGAGUUUCUCAGGGAUGGUGGGAAGGAGAUGGCCCAGGGGCAGGAGCUGGCCAGGAGUAGGUGUCCCAGAGGGGAGGCCCAGGGGAGGUGGCUGUGCGGUGGGUGGGGGAAGCCCGGGCAGGCAGAGGCUGGCUGCUGUGGUGUUGCCAGGUGACGGGCACACACAGCCUGUCCAGUCCUGCCCGCAGUCCUGCCUGCUCUCCUGCCUCCCCCAGCACAGCCCGGCCAGGUGAGCACACGUUGGGGCUGGGGUGGGGGACCUGGACAGGGACCAGCGGGCAGGGGGCACACGGCAGCAGAGUUCCUGGGUGCAGCAAGCGUGACGGCAUCCUGACUUUACUGAAAGGCAAACCCACAGCACCUGCAAACCCACCUCUCAGUGUGUCCCUCAUCACCACAGCUCCAGGAGGCUUGGGUGGCAGGCAUGGAGCUGGAGGAGGCUGUCCUCAAAGGCCAGAAGCGCAGCAAGGCUCGCACAGGCCGGUACCCAGGGAAGCAGCCGGGGUUUGCGGGAUCCCGGGCAAGGGGACACCGGGACCACGGGCACAGCCAGCAGCACAGCGUGGGCACACAGGGCUCUGGUGGCAGCAGGGACAGUGACACCUCACCUGACGCCCUCCUCGCUGGCUCCCGGACGGCUGAGCUGGAAGGACACGGUGCCAGGUGUCCCCGGGGUGUCACCAGCCCUGUCCCAUGGGAGAAGCGCUGCUGGGGGCUGGCUCAGCUCCUUGACCCCCAGCCCAGCCCGGGGGACCGGAGCACAUCCAGCUCCAUCUGCACAGAGGACUUUGCCACCAGGUUUUUGGAGGGCAUGGAGGAGCCCCUGUGGUUCUCUGAGGAGGAAGAUGAACCCACUGGGGAUGUCCCCACUGAGGGAGAUGAUCCUGGGAAGGAUGAGUCCUUGUUUCCCGCAGGGAGAAGGCUGGAUGACCGUCGGCGGUUGGUGGUGGAGCAGGGCAGACAUCCCUGGCAGGGCAGGUCACCUCUGGCCAGGCGGCAGAGCCUGGAGUCCCUGGGCGGGAGGAUUUCCCGACUGAGCCGCAGUGACGCUCAGGGGAUGGGCCGGGGGGGAGCCCGGGCAGCCCCCUCUGCACCACCAGCCCUGGGCUGCGAACACUCUCCCCACCGGAGUUCAGGCUGCAGGAAAGACCCAUCGACCAUCACCUUACGUGGUGACAACCCGGCUGCUGGAUGUCCCUGGAGAGCCCCAGGCACCUCUGCUGGCAGGAGCAGCGCCAUGGCACAGGGAGGCUCUGCCAAUGGCCGUUUGCCAGGUUCCAGCGGUGCCAGGACCAGGGGACAUCCCGCCAGCAGGACCCUGGGCCUGAGGUGGCAGCAGCUACCAGCUCUCUGGGGACGGCGUGGAGGGGACAUCACCCUUGCUGGGUGUGACACAAGGAAGGCAGGAGCAGGCAGCAGGCAGAGGAGAGCUCCCUGCUCCGCUCACCUGAUACCCCUUGGGCAGCGCAGAACGGGGACAGAUGUGUCACCCUGCCCAGGAGCAGCGGCUCAGUCCUGGCGGCAGGGUGGGAAGCAGAAAGCCACCCUGCCCUGCACGCGUGCAGCAGGACAGCCGCUGUCACUGCGUUGGUCACUGCAGAGGAGCCGGGAGGGGACACGGGAGAUGGGACCUGGUGUGAAGGAGACUCGGAGCAAAGGAGACAGAGCCAGGGCUGGCGUGGCACCGCUGACACACUCCCAGGACAAGGACACCUGCCAUCGGGACCCGACGGACACGGAGAGGAUGUCUCGGCAGAGAGCCUGUGCGGACUGCCAGGAGGGGCUGGAGGAGGAGAGGAGGAAAACAUCGGCUUUGCAAGAAGAGAAACUGGAGUUACAGAAGAAGCUCCGGGAGCUGGAGCAUCGUACCCGCUCCCUCCUGCGGCAGCGGCAGAGAGCCCUGGACCAGCUGCACGUGCUGCUCCAGAAGGAGAGGGUGGACGCCCUUCGGCAGCUCCGGGAGGCCCUGGAUCAGGAAAGGGCUGGUGGGAGCACCCGGCUGCAGCGGCUGCAGCAUCUCCUGAGCCACCCGUGGGAGCCAGUGAUGCUGGGGCAGGCUGGGGGCUCCCUGGCCAUGGGGACCAGCUCAGUGUGCCCACACCGACACCACGCACUCCCUGACAGUGCCGUGGGGCAGGGCCCUUUGGCAGCAGCGGUCAGCUCAUCUCCGCUGUCCCCCAGCCAUGCGCUCCGUGUCCUGCGUGGCCUCCAAGAGCGAAUCCAGCAUCACCUUGGGGAGCUGCGGAGGGCAGGGGGAGCCCAGGGCCCCACCAGCCAGCGGGAGAAGGGCUCUGCGCAGGGGCAGCAGCAGGAUCAGCUUUGCGUGGGGAAGGCAGCAGCUCUGGGAGUCCUGAAGAAGCAGCUGAGGAAGAGUCAGAGCAAACAUCCACAUCUCCAUCCCUCCUCCCUGUCCAUGGGCACUGGCCACGGCUCCCUGGGGCUCCUGCACCAUCUCCAGCACUGUGUGCAGGAGCUGCAGCUGGAGAAGACACCCCACCCAGGCAGCAUGGGGAACCUGACUGCCUCGGGAGGAGAAGAGGGCACCACAGCAAGGGAGGAGGUACAGGGACAGCCUGGGACAAGGGACUCACCUUCUGCCACAGCCUUACCCAAGAGACUAAUCCAAAGCAAGGAAGAGGUGCAGAGCUCCACCACAGAGCAUAUCAAGGAGAGUUCAGCCCCAUGGGAAUAGCCCAGAGACACCGAGGCCUCUGCAAGGCUUGCGGUGAAGCAAGGGUCACAGUCCCCGGGUUGCAUCAACUUGCAAUGUCUGCAAUGGAAAAGCUCUUGCAAAUAGGUGGUUAAAACGCGCUGUGUGGUUGUGAUGGCUCCUAGAGCUGCCAAGUGCCCUCGGGCAGGAAGGAGAACUGGGAGCACCGACCCAGGGAUGGCUGCAGGCAGAAAUGUUUAAUGGUAAAAACCACAGGGAAGUGUUCCGUUCAGAUGCUUCCACUUAAUUUUGAAAAGGAGAAAAUUAUUUCUCAGUCUCUACAUAUCUCAUCAGAGAUAGUGCUGGUCUUAAUUUUCAGGGGAACAUCCAAAGAGAAUUCCUCCAUGUGCAAGGGGGCAAAUGAGAAUUUCUUGCAGUACUUGAUUACUACGCCUCCUUCCAGAGGGAGGGGAUGGGAAUUGAAAUAUCUGUGUGCUUUCUUUCCAAUUAAAAUAAAAGUGUUUUUCAUUAUGUUUUUCUGCAGUGUUGGAUUGGGGAGGUUUCUGAUAUUACUUAUGAUGCUCAGCCAUUCCCUUGCUGAACUUAUUGCCUCUUUUUUUCCCCUCAAGUUUCACAAAGAGAAUUGUGGUGUGUGCUGUGUUUUUAUCCCGAAGAACUUUUAAUUAAAACCCAAAUGCUUGCAAGAAUCCAUGAAAGUCUUUGCAAACGUGGGCUGAGCUUCCUGGUGCAAGCGUAGGAAUGAUGCUUAUCUUACAGCAGAAAACUGAUGCAGAAGUGGCUCCCAAAUCUCUAAAUGAUCACAGCAAAGUUUUCAUUACUGGGAAUUUCGCCUGUGGGGUUCCCUAUCUGACUCCUUCACUCUUCAUUAUGUGCAUGAAGGUUUCGAUUCUGAAGGAAGCUGAAGACAUAAUAAGUGGAAGAUCAACUGUGGUUAACUUUGCUUUAGUGAUGGAUUUUUGCCUGUUCUUCAACAACUCAUGGAAAUGUUGGGAUUUGUUUAUCAUCGUUUGCUUCUCAAACAGGGCCGGGAGGAGAUGGGCAUGAUGGGUGGAGAUGGUGACAGAUGACUGGGAGCUUUGAGCUUGCCUGGUAAAAAUUGUUGGAGGGGACUGUGGAUUUGCCAGAUGCUCAGGGGAGAUUCAGAUCUCAGAUAUUAUUUUGUUCCUCUCUUUCAGGGACCUGUUGGUGUAAAGAAACAGCUCUGGACAGCGGAAGUUAAAAAACUCUUUGCUCACACUUUUAUCUCUAAAUUAUUGUAUGUCCAAAGUCACCUGCUGCUGUUUCAUGCACAACAAAGUCUAUUCCAGGCGCUAGAGCAGGGACAGUAUAGCAGAAACAAGGAAAGCCUUUUGCAUUCACCAGUUUCCCUUCUGUAACUGAGGAAUAAUGGAUAUUACACGAUGUUUCUCCAUGUACGACUUAGCUCUCUUUUUCCCAGACUCCUGUAACACAGUUUCUCAGUGUGGCUGUUGAGUCCAGAGGAGGAUGCAGAGCAAUAGGAAAAGUGACACAAACAGCAGGUUGAGACAAGGUCCUUCUCUCCCCCGAGCUGCCUCCUGUGCUCUCAGGCUGGGGCUUGAGACGAACCCUCUUUCCCCUCCACCUGUUUUUACAUGGAUUUAUUUAUAGUCCACUGAAGAUGUUUGCUCAGCAUAUUGGGACUGCUCAGAAAGUGAUAUGAGCCUGCGUAGAACAAGAAGGAAAAACACCCUGGGAUGAAGCCCUGCCUCUGUUGUCACGGCGUCUUGGGCAGUGACUCUGCGUUUGCUCCUGUGCAUCUGCUUCCACAUCUCACACGAAUUCCGCUGCACGAACGCCUGGAUUCUUGUUUUGGCCCAGCAGGUGAAGGAUCAGCGUGGAAGACGGGGGAUUGUCAGCAGGAAAAUCACCCCAGAAACAUUUCGAGCCCUGCCAAAGGCUUUGCUCAGCAGUUGUGGCUUCUGCAGCACCAGCAAAUCUGGCACAGGGGAGAGACCCCAGACGUGGCAGAGUGACGUGAGCUGUGCCGGGGCUCAGCUCCUGCAGAAGCCUCCGAACGCCAGAAGAGGAGAAAAGCCUGAGCCGCAGCCUGUGGCUCAUCCAGCAUCACCAUGUUCUUUGGGAAAACCCCAAAGAAGAGCUUUGACUGGAUGAGAGACAGCACCUGCUGGGCUACAGUCAAACCGGUGCUUCUGGAGAUGUAAAAGACUGAAGUUCUCCAGAGAAGAACAUUUCAUGCUUGUUAGUAACAGAACGACCUGGACUUACUUCUACAGUGCUGAUUUGGUGUACAGAGAUAUUAUCCCCUGUAACACAAGCUGAAUGUUUUAUCUGUUGGCUCUGCCUGCCUGCAUGGAGUCUUCCAGACAAAGCGAGAUUUUCAAGGUCACAGUCCACUCAUUUGUUACAGGAGCUGUUCAGUCUGCAAGAGAGUAACUUAUCUCAGAAAUCUAACUGUGCUGAGGGUUGUCCCGUGGGCUUGUCAGGAUGUAUUUUCACGGCAGAGAUGAGCGUUGGAGAUCACAGAAUCACAGGGGUCGGAAGGGACCUCUAAAGAUCAUCCAGUCCAAUCCCCCCGCCAGAGCAGGAUCACCCGGAUGACACAUCUGCAUCAGUCCUACACCUCUCCAGCAUUUCCUUGCACAUAAAGCAGCAGUGGUGCCAUGCUGGGGCCAAGGCUGUGCUCAGGAGGCAGCCUCUCCACAGCGUUUGCGAAGGGGACACCAGGCUGAGGCGGCUGAUGGUCUUCCCAGGUCUCACGGAUGGACAAAGUUCCACCCCUUUUGCUGGAGGAAACCAUAGAAAUGUGUCCUACAGCAGCAGGACACCCCCACCCCGAGCCCUGGGGAUACGCGAGGGACCUCUUAGGACCUGACAGAGCUUCAGGUGCAGAUGCUGAUACCCCCAACAGUCUGGAAAGGUUGCUCACUGUUGCACAGGUUUUACUGGGCUGGAGGAGAAGCUCAGCCCCCCUGAGCUGGAAGUAUCUGCUGGCAGCAGAGGAGAUGCGUCCUGCCUGGGGUCCCGCUCAACAGUAACCACGAGGCUCUUUCCCUGGGAUAUGGGGCUAAAUACGCUAAUGAGGAUGAGAUGUGCUCAUUAUAGGAGGGCAGCGCAAGAACAGGAGCUGGCUGAGCCCACCUGCUGAGCUCUGCGAGUGUUGUGGUUGGGAUGUAAAUGUUGUAAUGCAGGAGAUGUAAUGAGAUUGAAAAUGGAAACGUAGUGAGACGGGGACGUAGGGUGACGCCGACACUGAGUUUUGUGAUGAGAGGCAAAAAGGGGAAUGUGCGAUGGGUUGUGGAAGUGGAGACACAGGGCGUGUUGCAGAAACCAAGAUUUUGGUUGAAAUGCGGGGUGAAAAAGCACAGUGAGAUGUGGCAAAAGGAUUUGGCUGUGAAAUGCACAAAAUGGUGAGAAGGAAAAAAUCCAAGAAGACAGACGUGAGGAAACAGAGAUUGAUCUGUGCAGGAGAAACUGCACGGUGCGUGGGGGAUCCCAUAAGGGACAGGCUGCGUGAUUUCAACCGGUGUCAUUAGGAACCACAGCACCUGAUGGUUCUGCCUUGGCUUGUACCUGGAAGGUCUAUCAGCCAGUGCAGCUUCGGGAUAUCAGUGCAACCUCGGAACCCUCUGGUACAAAAUGUAUCCCUGGUGAAGGCAACGCAAGAAUCUGAAAGCUGCUCUUAUUGUUAAUUUAGUCUAAGGUGUGGUUGAAAACUGGAUGAAAUACUUGGAGCCAGCACUUUGUGCCAAAAAUCAUGAACUCUUAUUUAGGGAAAAAAAAAAAAAAAGCACUUAUAAAGAAUCUGGAAAGUUCUGAUGAAGCAACAUGUGAUUUGUUUUGCUGUAGAAAAUGUCCUCUGUAAGAAAUAUUACCUGACAAUGUCUAUUUUAUACGGUUUUGUGCAUCUGUAACAGGAGACAGUCAAUGGAGGAUUUAAAAGAUCUCACGCAAGAAUUAAAAAUCAUGAGCACAGUGGGGUUGCAUGGUUACAAAUGAGGAUUCCGGCCAUGUUGGACCCUUCACCGCACGGGCUUGGCUGACAUUGUUGGUAACAUAUUUUUAGUCAGAGGUUCCCAACAUCGCCCCACAUUGAAACUUGCUCAGAGAGUGUGGAUUGAGAAGGUGCUGGCUUUUCUGAUUAGGCUGUGAAAUGGUCUGGAUUAUGGGCAAGAUGUAAAGAGGAGUUAUCAGAAAUAAAACUAAUGAGGAGUCAUCAGAAAGAAAAUGGUCUGGGUGACAAAAAGCCUUUUCUUCAGGAGGAGAAGCCGUUUGAUGGAAAUUGCUGCAGAAAAGCCGCUGGGAAUGAAAGCCCUCUAUUGAAAAAUCUCUGGGUGAAAGCUGCCCAUCCGUCACUCCUGGUACCUGCCACAGAAUCGCAUCGAAUCUUCCUUCUUGUGGCAUAACUCAUUUUAAUCAGGGUGGAUAUCUGAACUGGUAAUUUCUUUUGUGCUCUUUAUGUUGCCAGUCUUUCCAUGGUGACUCAAGAAGGGGUCUGGGCUGCCGCCCCCAUGGCCUCUGCUGAGCCGGCAAUUUAAAUCUUACUGUCAGGUGCAAGGAGUAAUAUAUGAGAACAAAUACCACAAAUGUUCACCUCUGGCUAAUAUAUAGAAAAGAAAUAAAAGCACAAGGGAGAAGCCCUGUAGCGCAAGGAGAACCCCAAGGUAAACCGGUGUGCGUAAUCAGGGAAGCUAAUUCCAGCAGUUGUCAGCUGUCACUAUUUUUACUGUGAUAACGGUGACUGUGGGUGUGUGGAUCUGGAUUUUUCCCCUUGCCAGGGGUGUCUGGAACUGAUCCUUAUGUAUGAGUCAAUAUUUUUCUAUUAAAAAAACACCAAACCAUUAAGCAUACCGUUCUCAUGGCGGCAGGGGAAACCUGAGCUUAGCAAAGCCUAAUAAGGACUCCAGAUGUCAGCCGUUUUUUUGAGGCAUGCUUUUUUUGGUUCAGUUUCCUUAUAAAAACAGGAGGUUUAAAAAGAAAACACGUCUGUAUUUACACAUAGUAAAAAACCCAGAUACAGAUGUGAUCUCUUAAACUCUAUGUUCCUAUUAUGAUUUUGGGACGAGCUGUAUCUUCCCCUCAGUCGAGGGUUUGUCACGUCAGGCAAUGGGUUCAGUCCAGACAACGGAUCAGCUCAGGUUAACCAGCUGCUGCAGCAAACACCAGCAGCAAGCUUCAUUUUUGGGCUUUUCUCUGCUUCAAAAGUUGUCUGGGACAGGACAGUUACUACUACAGACCUCGAACAGGCAGCGGCAAUCCUAUAGCUUUAUUUACACGUAUAGAACUCUCUGCUCAACUAUAUUGCUCCUGCUCACUGGGCUGCAGAUCUUCCUUCAUCUUCCCAGUGGUUCAACAAUGCUCUGGGCUCCCCCAGUUACUCCUGACAGGGCACAUGUUGCAGGGAUGCUCCGAUGUCUGCCCAGGGCUCGUGCUUGGCAGGGAUGUACAUGCUACAGGUAGUUCUGUUAUUUGCUCUACCGUUCCGUGUCGUUUAGAUUGUCUAGGAAGUAACUUACAGGGAUUAUAAAAGGCUCCUCUAAUAUGUUUAUAAUUUCCCAUCUAUUUUAAAAUCUUCUGUAAUAAUGUGGCUUUUGCAAGGGCUGCAAAUGGAAGUUCACCCUCACAAGCCCUUUCCCCGCUCUAAUAGACAGAGGCAGCAGAAAAGAGAAAACCUUCUGUUUCUACAGACAAAAACUGUUCUGUACCUCUCAAUGUUAUCAUCACCUUGCAAGCACUCGCUCUGUCGCUGGUGUGUGUUAGGCAACAGCUAGAUAAUGGUGCAUGUAUGGGAGUGAUUAAGCUAGAUGUUUUCAUCCUACUUUUUUUUUCUUUUUAAUUUAUUUUUAGGUUUUUUGGAGUGUUUCUUCACAGGACCGAGCUGCACUCUGGUUUCCCUUGGCAGCCGAGGUUAUUUCACUUAAAGGUGUGUUAGCCCAGAAAUUCAGGUCUCUAAAUAAGCAGCUGCCUGUGAAACUCCAGAUAUUUUCACCUAAAAAUUGCAACUUGCUGCCAGGCAAAGAAAGAAAAUAGAGGAAAAUGAGGAAAACAGGAUGGAGGGACUGUGUAUGGUCACCACUGCCUGUCUGCAUUGGUGGCAGUGCUGAAAUAUGCCCCGAACCCCAUCCCAAAACCUCUGCUUUUGGGGUUGGGAGUGAGACAUAGCAUCCUAGAAACUCCCAAACUCCUGGAAAAGGCCAUGUAUGACAUGCAGUUGGGAAGUAAAUUAUGAUUUAUAUCUGAAUAUCAUUUAAAAAAAAAAAUACAAAAGUAGAAGCCAGAGGUGCUGGGUAUUCUUGGUAAUGAUAAAGGGCUGUGGGUGGUAUUGGAAGACUCUUGUGCCACACAAAGGAUGUGUGGCCUGAAACACAGAAAUGGAUGUCUCCAUCCAGUAAUAUAACACACAUAACAUAAUAAACAUAACAUAACAUAACAUAACAUAACAUAACAUGUAACGUAACGUAACAUAGCGUAACAUAACAUAAUAACAUAGGGCUGGAACAGCUCUGCUGGGAGGACACGCUGAGAGAGUUGGGGUGUUCAGCUGGAGAAGAGUAGGUCCAGGGAGACCUUUCUGGACCUAAAAGGGGCUGAUAAGAAAGAUGGGGACAGAUUUUGGAGCAGGGCCUGUUGUGAUAGGACAAGGGGUGAUGGUUUUAAACCAAAGGAGGGAUAUUGAGGCCAUAAAUGAGGAAGAAAUUGUUGUCCCUGAGGCUGGUGAGAGCCUGGCCCAGGUUGGCCAGAGAGGUGGUGGCUGAACCAUCCCUGGAGACAUCCCAGGCCAGGCUGGACGGGGCUCUGAGCAACCUGAGCUGGUGAAGAUGUCCCUGCUCAUGGCAGGGGUGGCACUGGGGUAGCUGGGGAGGUCCUUCCAAACCAAACUGUUCUAUGAUUCUAUAAUGUAUUUGGUAUAUUAAUACAUAUACUGAUAUAAUAUAAUGAUAUAAUUACAGAAUAUAUAUCCACCUCUGUGUCGGUCAGGGAAGCACCUCUGACAUCUCUGCAUGUUUGCAGAAAGACAAGGUUUCUGCCUGGCAGACCAGGGUUGCUGGCUGAAGGCCUCGGCACUGGCUGUCUGUGGUCAUAAGGCAUGUGGAGUGUGUGUCACCGAGGACAAAGAAAGAGAUGUCCUAACAGAGAUGAUGAAAUGGGCAUGUUGUACCAUGAACGCUUGGGACCUUUGCUGGGAGCUCCACAGU
Columba livia (rock pigeon) is the source of this 10329-nucleotide messenger RNA. RefSeq lists its product as uncharacterized. The coding region runs from base 908 to 3175 and encodes 755 amino acids. Lineage: Eukaryota; Metazoa; Chordata; Aves; Columbiformes; Columbidae. The record is from RefSeq and is a predicted model, not a curated record. The transcript has 17 exons.